AUGACGAGCGCAACCCAAAUUCGUAUCCGACCCGAGACGAAAAGCGACGAGCAAGAAAUCGAGGAUGUCACAUUAGUCGCAUUCUUGAAUGCUGAACACACCGACCACAACGAGCAAUUCAUCGUCCGCAGUCUCCGCCAGGCGAACCAUCUAUCAAUCUCGCUGGUCGCAGAAGACGAAGCCACACGUACUAUUGUGGGUCAUGCCGCUGUCUCACCUGUGAAUAUCUCGGAUGGCAGUGAGAAUUGGUACGGGCUAGGGCCCAUCUCUGUUUUACCUCAGUAUCAAGGAACUGGCGUGGGGUCAAGGUUAAUGAAACAAGCAAUGGCAGAACUCCAGAGUAGCCAUGCAGCCGGGUGUGUUGUAUUGGGAAACCCGAACUAUUACGAGCGUUUUGGUUUUAGGGCAGAUCCUUCUCUGCAACUACCAGGAGUGCCACCGGAAUAUUUCAUGACUCUCACUUGGCGUAAGCCAACACCUACUGGGACUGUAUCAUAUCAUAAAGCCUUUGAGGCGUCGGCAUAG
This is a messenger RNA of Penicillium antarcticum, 525 nucleotides long. RefSeq names its product GNAT family N-acetyltransferase. The record is from RefSeq and is a predicted model, not a curated record. Gene Ontology annotation, molecular function: acyltransferase activity, transferring groups other than amino-acyl groups. Lineage: Eukaryota; Fungi; Ascomycota; Eurotiomycetes; Eurotiales; Aspergillaceae. The coding region runs from base 1 to 525 and encodes 174 amino acids. The transcript has a single exon.